AUGGAUUUAAGGAAUCUCAUAGAUGAUGAUGAUGCAGCUGGCAGUGCCAAUGGCAGCACCGGGAGGACUUCAUCGCCGGCGUCUGUAGCGUCUGUACCUAAGCAAGAGCCACACAGGUUUUCCAUCGACUCGAUGAUGAAUAACGAGCCAGCCUUUCCAGAUGAGAGAGCGCUGGAAAUCCGCAAGCGCAAUAGUAUAGUGAAUUUGACGAAUGCUCAGGAUGUGGAUUUUGAUGGCCAUGCUGCUCCACGUAUUGCGCGGUCUUCCUCCACUGCUACGCUCGAUGUUUCGCCAACAGCAAAGGGAUUUGCUGUGCCGCAAGUCCAUCCUCAGAUACACGGAAAUAUCAAUAUGAGUCCACUGGUUAAGUCUGUUUCUCCUAAUACGCGUCCUGUUGUACCCAAGGCGGUGACUUUGGAUGAAGAGCUCAAGUCUCUGGGUCCUGUGGGGGAUAACGAGAAGGAGAAUCUUGGAAAACCAAGACGGUAUAAAACGAAACCGAAGUGGGCUCAAGACUAUGUACCAACGAUGAAAGCACAUAAGAGUCAAUCGUUGGUCAGACCUGUGAAUUCAAGUUUGGAGGCCCUUUCCAUCACGAACAGCAUACCCUAUGAUGACUUUAUUAUGAGCGUGACGAAGUGGAUAUACGCUAAUAUUGCGAAAAUUCGCGAGGAUAACCCUGAUGAGCCAAACAUCGCAAAUAUGAUUGAGCUGGAGUUGAAAGUUGGGCAGUUAUGGGAUGAGAAGGAGGACCGUAAACUUAGGUUGCCCGUUCUGAGUGAAACACCUAUUUCCAAGGAGUUUUACAAUGAAAGAUGCUCUUUCCGCAGUGGCAUCACACCAGAGCAAUACAGGGAUGCAAAAGAAUUUCUGGGUAAGCUCGCGGAUUCAAAUACCAAGAAUGACCGCAAGUUCAUUGUGCAAAAGAUACACGAGAUAGACAAGAGUGCCGUCGAAGCUGUACGAAACUCGAAGCCGGUUAAUGUGAGGGUUUCGUUUGAUUACAACACCAAACGAUUCUCUUCCUCAAUCCACAAGGAAAAACUUUCAGACAUGUUUCUAUACUUUCCUAAUUCCUUGUUUGAUCUCAGACUCACCAUGGCACUGGAACGGCCAGUCAACCUCAAUCCAGAGGCUUUGGAAGCUUUCACCAGAAAGGUGACCCUUGAGCGUGAAAAAGAUAGGCUUUCCUACUUUCACAAUGCAACAUUUACACGCAUUGACCUUACUAAAAUCAAGCAGACACAAAACUCGAAGCAGAUCCGCAAGCAUGAGUUAGAGCUGGAGAUCAAUACCCCAGAGCUUUUGCGUGCCAUUGAGAUUUUACCCAAAGAUUCUCUAUAUUACGUUGAUCUGGUGAAGACCUUCUUGGAUAAUGGCAGGGUCCUUGCCCGUAAGCUGAGUGAGGGACCAUUGAUAUAA
This is a messenger RNA of Kuraishia capsulata CBS 1993, 1422 nucleotides long. RefSeq lists its product as uncharacterized. Gene Ontology annotation, molecular function: polynucleotide 5'-phosphatase activity. NCBI's taxonomy places the organism in Eukaryota, Fungi, Ascomycota, Pichiomycetes, Pichiales, Pichiaceae. The record is from RefSeq and is a predicted model, not a curated record. Gene Ontology annotation, cellular component: mRNA capping enzyme complex. Gene Ontology annotation, biological process: 7-methylguanosine mRNA capping; polynucleotide 5' dephosphorylation. The coding region runs from base 1 to 1422 and encodes 473 amino acids. The transcript has a single exon.